Molecule: messenger RNA, 949 nt
Organism: Aedes albopictus (Asian tiger mosquito)
Lineage: Eukaryota; Metazoa; Arthropoda; Insecta; Diptera; Culicidae
Product: succinate dehydrogenase [ubiquinone] cytochrome b small subunit, mitochondrial-like
Exons: 2
Coding region: 1-321 (106 amino acids)
Biological process (GO): mitochondrial electron transport, succinate to ubiquinone; tricarboxylic acid cycle
Cellular component (GO): mitochondrial envelope; membrane
Molecular function (GO): ubiquinone binding; succinate dehydrogenase (quinone) activity; heme binding
Source: RefSeq, a predicted model, not a curated record
AUGGUGCACCUAACUCCUAUGAAUGCAAAACGGGUACUGUCCGUAAUACUGCUCGGAAUCUUCCUGGUAGCACUGAUGUUCUCCUCGCAAGCUGAUGACACUCUAAGUGCCGUCAGUAUCGUCAUACAUCAGUAUUGGGUUCUGAAAGUCACCGUCACCGACUACGUGCAUCCGAUCCUGUUCGAAGCGGCCGUCCCGAAGAUCUGCCACGAUCUGCUGCUGGUCGUUUCCGCUACUAACCUUGAAGGGCAAUUCUACUUCAUCCACAAUGACAUCAGUAUCGCCAUCCGGAAGAUCUGGCUCACGAAGCCGAAGCCUUAAUACCGGGCAACGCAAAAAGUCGGCGGCAUCUAUUAAUUGAUUGAUCCCGGCGUCGUCGCUCACUUUAGGGAAACUUUGGAAAACAAUUCAGAUCACCACACUUGGACGCGAUCCGUGCGCGUAAGUCAAAUUUGCAUAACAAAGUUGAUUUUUAUCUAAAUUAUUAUCGGUUAUCCAACGCCUGGCGUUCCAGCCGAGAUGGUUUCGAUUUCACUAAAACUUUCGCACCUGGCGACACUCUGCAAACUGUAAUACUGCUAACAUAAAGAUUCGAGCCCGCAUCGAACACUUGGUUUCUCACCGGAACAUUUUUUCGAUUUGCGACAGCGAAUAAAACGACGCCAGAUUUUCCAGCGCAGCUUCCGAAAAUUUGUACAAGCAGGAGGGACGGAUGACUUUCAGUGAUCCGGUCCAUUGGCUUUCGAUCCGCCAUUAAUAGCUAAACCGUCGACAGGUGGUUCGCUUUUCAACGCCGUACUCGCUGCAUAGGAGCUCUGUUCUGGAAAUCCCACAACUGGAACGAUUUGUCCCGUUGUUUUCAUCACUUCUGCGCGGCUGAGAUAAUUUCUAGGUGUCGAGCUUGAAAAGAAGAAUCACAAUUCAGUAUCACAUUCGAUUAAACCUUAGA